Poecilia reticulata (guppy) is the source of this 1625-nucleotide messenger RNA. RefSeq names its product T cell leukemia homeobox 1 (gene tlx1). Lineage: Eukaryota; Metazoa; Chordata; Actinopteri; Cyprinodontiformes; Poeciliidae. Gene Ontology annotation, biological process: regulation of transcription by RNA polymerase II; animal organ development. Gene Ontology annotation, cellular component: nucleus. The record is from RefSeq and is a predicted model, not a curated record. Gene Ontology annotation, molecular function: DNA-binding transcription factor activity, RNA polymerase II-specific; RNA polymerase II cis-regulatory region sequence-specific DNA binding.
ACUUGGGGAGUGUAUCGACUUAAGGCUGAGAAGCUCUCUCUGAGUUUGCAGGCCGUGCAGGACGUCGUGCUGCUGUCUCCUUGGCAACUUGAUUGAUGGCCCCGCACAGCAGAGGGUUGGGGGAGGGAGGGAAAGGGUACAGGGGAGCCCACAGAAAGACGCGCGCGGCGUUCCUCGCAGCCAGAUAACGAGAAGCAGAUCCAGUGAGAAGCAGCGCGUGGGCCACGGGAGCCGACGGGAGCGCAUCGAGCGCCAUGGAUCACAUCGGGAUCCUGGGGGCGCAUCUGCAGCAGCACGCGCACGUGGAGCCCAUCAGCUUCGGCAUCGACCAGAUCCUGAGCAACGUGGAGCAGAGCUGCAUGCUGGGCUCGAGGAUGCCCGAGCCGGACUACGGUCACCCAGCGUACAACGGCAGUGCCGGGGGAGUGGGAGGCUUCGCGUGCGGCGGCGGCGGCGGCAGCGGAUACAACAGCACCGCCGGAUCUUGUGGAAUGGCGUCUCUCGGGGGAGCUUAUCACAUGAACAUGAGCGUGAACAUGAACGGGACUAACAUGAACUCUGCCGGGGUCAUCCGCGUCCCCGCGCACCGGCCUCCUCUCAGCGGCGGCGGCGGCGGCUCCGCGAUGCCGCCUCACGCUAGCGGCGGCGUCGGCAACCUGAGCGCGCUCACCUUCCCGUGGAUGGAGAGCAACCGGCGCUACACCAAAGACAGGUUCACAGUCUCUCUCUCACCCCUCACUGUCACACGCCGUGUAGGUCACCCGUACCAGAAUCGCACUCCGCCGAAGAAGAAGAAGCCGCGGACGUCGUUCAGCCGGCUGCAGAUCUGCGAGCUCGAGAAGCGCUUCCACCGGCAGAAGUACCUGGCGUCUGCCGAGCGCGCCGCGCUGGCCAAGGCCCUGAAGAUGACCGACGCACAGGUCAAAACCUGGUUCCAGAACAGACGCACCAAGUGGAGACGUCAGACGGCGGAGGAGCGGGAAGCGGAGCGGCAGCAGGCCAACCGUAUCCUCAUGCAGCUGCAGCAGGAGGCCUUCCAGAAGACCAUCAACCAGCCGGUAGCCCCCGACCCACUGUGCCUGCAGAACAGCUCCCUGUACGCCCUGCAGAACCUCCAGCCGUGGAGCGAGAACACGGCAAAGAUCAGCAGCGUGUCAGCCUGCGAGUAAACCUCCAGCCGGGCUUCUCCUUCGGGAUUCAGUGACUGCUGCGGUAUGGUGGAGUGGCCGGAUGCCUGCUGAGGACGUCCUGCUGUUGGACGUCCUGCCGUUGGACUCUGGUUCACGGCCUUUGCUCUUUCUGCCUCACGGACACCGGUGCUGUUUGUUGAUGGGCUCUCUCUCUCUCUGCACUUCUCCCAUCAAAUGGGGCCCACACAACGACAUGUUGUGUUAUUAUUAUUGCUAUUAAUAUUCUUUACAUGACUUAAAAAAAAAAUAUUUUUAUAAAAGUUUAUACGACUGACUGAGUAGGGCUUUGCCUUAGAGCGACAUGAGUAUUUAUCGGCCUCGUUAAUCGACUUUUUAAUCGACUGCAGAAUAACAAAGCACUUGUUUCAACAAUCUUUUAGAAAGGAAGGGAUGAAAUCUUAUUAACUGAACAUUUAAUUUACCUUUGAAUCAACA